Messenger RNA from Styela clava, 1403 nucleotides. Its product is annotated as protein farnesyltransferase subunit beta-like. Gene Ontology annotation, cellular component: protein farnesyltransferase complex. The record is from RefSeq and is a predicted model, not a curated record. Gene Ontology annotation, molecular function: protein farnesyltransferase activity. Lineage: Eukaryota; Metazoa; Chordata; Ascidiacea; Stolidobranchia; Styelidae. Gene Ontology annotation, biological process: protein farnesylation.
GCAGGUUAGCAUAUUAAUUAUUAACACAGUUUCACUAUGGAAGUGGGUGAAAUACCACUUCGACAAUUGACACCAGCUGAUUUUUUUGAUGACGAAGGCACUCCGACUAAAACCACUGUUGAGCAACAAAGAGUAGAAGAAAGCGUUUUGAGAAAAUUGAAGGAUUUUGAAGAUUUUUCUGAUCUUGAACCAGGAAUUCAUUUAAAAAGAGAUGAUCAUCUUCCAUAUUUGCUGAAAGGCUUGGAAAGAUUAUCUGAAGGAUAUGAGUGUUUGGAUGCAAGUCAACCAUGGUUAUGCUACUGGAUAGUUCACAGUUUAUCCUUACUGGGACAUGAGCUGUCUGAACAACAAAAAAGCAGUGUUGUCAAGUUUCUUGAAAAGUGUCAGAGCCCAACCGGUGGCUACGGAGGUGGCCCAGAGCAAUUUGCACAUCUCGCACCAACUUACGCUGCCGUCAAUUGUCUUUGUAUUAUUGCAACAGAUGACGCAUAUGAAAGUAUUAAUAGGGAGAAGCUUCUGUAUUUUCUGUUCCAAAUGAGACAAAAUGAUGGGAGCUUCACAAUGCAUGAAGGUGGAGAAAGUGAUACAAGAAGUUUAUAUUGUGCUAUAUCUGUUGCAUCUUUAACGGGCCUCGAUGAAAUAGCUGGAGAAAGCUUGUUUGCUGGAUCACCACAGUACAUUGUUAGUUGCCAAACAUAUGAAGGGGGAAUAGGAGGAUGUCCUGGUGCUGAAGCUCAUGGAGGUUACACAUUUUGUGGAUAUGCCGGUCUUGUUAUACUUGGCCACGAAAAAUUAAUCGAUACUGAUAGAAUGUUGAGAUGGCUCGUUAAUAAACAAAUGAGAUUAGAAGGAGGAUUUCAGGGUCGUACAAAUAAACUAGUCGAUGGUUGCUACUCAUUCUGGCAAGGAGGAGUCUUCCCUUUGAUUCAAAAUACUUUAUUAGCAGAAGGAUGCAAAUCAUUGUGUAAACACAAUUGGUUAUUCAAUCAACAAGCUCUUCAAGAAUAUUUGUUGAUAAGUUGUCAGAGUAGAUUUGGUGGCCUAAUUGACAAGCCUGGAAAAUCUCCAGAUUACUAUCAUACAUGUUAUUGUUUGAGUGGUUUAACAAUUGCACAACACCCUCCUGAUUUAUCAAAUUUAAUUAUCGGUGAACAUGCAAAUAAUUUGGUGCCGACACAUCCAGCAUAUAACAUAGAGUGGGAGUAUGUCACAAAAGCAAAUGAAUAUUUCACCAAACGACCAUUAAAGUUAUCGGAUGAAAUGCAGAAAACAAAGAAAUGAUAUUUUAAAUCAAUCAUGUCUUCUUCCCAGACUGCUGCUUGUGGUUCACCAUAUCAUAUACUGUUCUAUUAAAUCAAUUCUAAUUAUGAAAUAAAAUUUACAAACAAAUUAGGAUUAGAAAA